Cercocebus atys (sooty mangabey) is the source of this 671-nucleotide messenger RNA. RefSeq names its product thymosin beta 15a (gene TMSB15A). The coding region runs from base 130 to 267 and encodes 45 amino acids. Gene Ontology annotation, cellular component: cytoplasm. The record is from RefSeq and is a predicted model, not a curated record. Gene Ontology annotation, biological process: regulation of cell migration; actin filament organization. Gene Ontology annotation, molecular function: actin monomer binding. The transcript has 3 exons. Lineage: Eukaryota; Metazoa; Chordata; Mammalia; Primates; Cercopithecidae.
CCUGCUACAGGGCUUAGCACUGCAGGGCUCUGCGCGGGAACGCUAACCUGGUCCGGAGGAAGCCUGUGUCUCAGCCCCACGGACAGCCUUUCACUAGUCUUCAAGCCUUCAGGCUAUCUUCUAGUCAAGAUGAGUGAUAAGCCAGACUUGUCGGAAGUGGAGAAGUUUGACAGGUCAAAACUGAAGAAAACUAAUACUGAAGAAAAAAAUACUCUUCCCUCAAAGGAAACUAUCCAGCAGGAGAAAGAGUGUGUUCAAACAUCGUAAAAUGGGAUCGCCUCCCAACAGCAGAUUUCAGCAUUACCUGAGAGUCUUGGUUUUAGACUUGUUUUUUGUAAACCCAUGUGUUUGUAGAGAUUUUAGGCAUCUUCUGAUGUCUUCUCACCUUUGUUCCCUGGCUAAGAAGUCAGAGGUAGCCAGUGUUUCCUUAAAUUCAUUUUUAAACUUACCAUUGGUGCAUAUGUUCUGGAUGGCAGAUGCUGUCAAUAAUCUCACCAUCGAUGUCCUUUGUGUAUGUAGUUCUUGCAUCCUAUACUGCAUAAGCGUGUUUUAAACUGCUAUGAUGGGUGCUUCCAUUGCUUCAUAAUCUCCAUGAAGUUGCGUGUUUUUGCAGCUUUUCACAGUUUAUUUGCAUUUCUAAUGUAGUAAUAAAGUAACCAAUAUAAUCAUUA